CCGCCGGUGGUAGAUAACUAUUUUAAGGGAUGUUACGUUACAGUUCUUUGGCUGUUCCAGCUCAAUAACCCAUGGUUAUAUCUCCGAAGCAUGGUUUUAACAAAUCUCCUAUCAUCCAUCACACAUUCCCCACCCAGCCGUGUAAAAUCCAGGGACGGGGAUGCCCAGGAUGGGGACGGGCGUGGCCGAGGCGGUUGUGACGGUGGAGACCUGGGGUCGCGAACCGCCCACACCGCCCGCUCCCAUCCCCAUGGCGUCCGCCUCCCGCGCCCCCACGAAGCCCCAGCAGAUCCUGGUCCUCGACCCGCCGACAGAGCUCAAGUUCCGAGGCCCCUUCACCACCGUAGUCACCACGCAUCUUAAACUGCGCAACCCGACGGCGAGGAAAGUGUGCUUCAAGGUGAAGAGCACCAGCCCUCGCCGCUACUGCGUGCGUCCCAACAGCGGCGUGGUCGAGCCGGGCUGCACGGUGACUGUCGCCGCCAUGCUGCAGCCCUUCAGCUACGACCCCAGCCGGGAGGCCAAGCACAAGUUCAUGGUGCAGACCGUGUUCGCUCCCCCGGACACUUCGAAUCUGCAGGCCGUGUGGAAGAAGGCGGACCCCGGUGAACUGAUGGAUUCGAAACUGAGGUGUGUGUUUGAAAUGCCGAGAGAGAGUGACAAACUGGAUGACGGCUUGAGACUCAGAAAGCCGGCGCAUCUCAACAAGCCCAGGCUCGACUCCUCCACGUCCUUGAAGCCAAGUCGCACCACGCCUCUUCCUGUUGUCCUGCUUGUGAUUGGAGCCGUCUUCGUUGGCUUCUUCCUGGGGAAAUUCAUCUUGUAGAGUGAGGCGCGCACAGCGCUAUUACCUCCCACCCCACCCCCAGAAAAAAACAUCUCUUUAUCCACCAGCUCCUUGGAAGUAUAUGGCCCGCGGUGACCAACUUUGUGUGUGUGUAUAAAGUCAAAUAGGCUUCGCCUCUAUGAUCUCUUGUGGUUGGAGGAUGCAAUUAAAAAAGUAAAAAUAAAACAAAAGCUGUUGGGCUGCUGGACACAUCGCAUAUUAUCA
Molecule: messenger RNA, 1051 nt
Organism: Peromyscus leucopus (white-footed mouse)
Lineage: Eukaryota; Metazoa; Chordata; Mammalia; Rodentia; Cricetidae
Product: vesicle-associated membrane protein-associated protein A-like
Exons: 1
Coding region: 161-826 (221 amino acids)
Biological process (GO): neuron projection development
Cellular component (GO): plasma membrane; endoplasmic reticulum membrane
Molecular function (GO): FFAT motif binding
Source: RefSeq, a predicted model, not a curated record